AUGUCUCAUGAAGGCUUCCAUCCUGCUAUUUCUAACAGGACCACACCCUCAGCAGCCCCAAAUGGCUUAGGGAGAGGUCUUUUCGCUACGACCGACAUUGCCCCCGGACAAGAUGUGCUAAACGUCCGCACGCCAUUCGUGGCCGUCCUAGACACCCACCAGCUGGGUGAGGUAUGUUCAGGAUGCUUUGGAAGAAGACAGCUUGAGAAUGAAGACCGACGUUUGAAAGGCUGCACAGGAUGUCAGAUUGUGAAAUAUUGCGACAAGACAUGUCAAGCCAAAGAUUGGAAGUUUGCGCACUCGCUCGAAUGCUCCAUCUUCCAGAAGCUUAGCCCUCGGGUUCUCCCCAUCAACGCAAGAGCGAUUCUGCGGAUGGUUCUGCGCAGUGGACGGCAGAAGUACACGCCCGAGGAUCUGGAGAUGUUCCUGCAACUGGAGACGCAUAUCAAAGACAUUCGCGAGGAAAACCCUGCUCAAUGGGAACGUAUCUCCAUAUCCUCCAUGGCCAUCAAAGCCUAUUCCGGGACCGAGAUGAAGGAAGAGACGAUAUCUGCAUAUGGUGCCAAGCUUGAGCUCAAUUCCUUCAAUCUUACCAACGCGUUAUAUGACCGCAUCGGACUCUACUUGCAUCCCUACGCCGCCCUCAUGAACCACAGUUGCGACUACAACGCCGUCGUCGGCUUCGACGGCGACGAGCUCUUCGUGAAAGCCAUCCGCCCCAUCGCGGCCGGCGAGCAGAUCUUCAUCUCCUACGUCGACACGACUAGCCCGCGCACGCUACGGCAGAGGGAGCUGCGCGAACGGUACUACUUCAGCUGCCGGUGCACAAAAUGCGAGGCGGAGGCGGAGGCGGAGCCGGUAUCGGUACAUGCAGACAUGAAUACCGCCAAAGCCUACUCCCUCCUCGCACAUAAGUCGGUUUCCGAUCCCCUCACACUCGCAGAUGACAUCUCCUCACUGCUACGCGACCUAUCCCCGAGCCAUAUAACUAUGCAACCAUAUGUUUCCCUCCGCGACGAACUGAUCGUGACUUUGCUCACGCUCCAGAGGUUCAAGACAGCGUUUGCGCACGCCGCGGUCCGAUACCUCCGCGUCGAUCCGGUCGUGUACCCGCAGGAGACGCAUCCGAUCCGGCAGGUGCAUGCGUGGGCGUUGGCCAAGCUGGCGGUGUUGUUGUCGCAGGGUGUGGAGGUUGCACAUGGUGGGGAGGGGGAGCUGGAGCUGGAGCGGUUCGAGGUGAAUUUUAGUUUGCUGAUUUGGGAGGUGUUGCGGAGGUUGGCUGGGUUGGAGGACCGGAGCUGUGCGGUGCCGGCUUUCCAGGGGCUGGUGAAAGGCUUAUUCGGGCAGGUUCAUGCGGAGUUUGUGGCGGGCGGGUUGAAUCCGAGGGGGAUGGCGGAUGAGAUUAGGAGGGAGUGGGGAAAGGUUGAGAGGAUGGUUGCGUGGAUGGUAGAGACGAGGAUGAAUGCAAGUGCCUAG
Aspergillus homomorphus CBS 101889 is the source of this 1476-nucleotide messenger RNA. Its product is annotated as S-adenosylmethionine-dependent methyltransferase. Lineage: Eukaryota; Fungi; Ascomycota; Eurotiomycetes; Eurotiales; Aspergillaceae. The record is from RefSeq and is a predicted model, not a curated record. The coding region runs from base 1 to 1476 and encodes 491 amino acids. Gene Ontology annotation, cellular component: nucleus. The transcript is spliced from 4 exons. Gene Ontology annotation, molecular function: protein binding.